Messenger RNA from Pogoniulus pusillus (Red-fronted tinkerbird), 2343 nucleotides. It is a transcript of the gene DNAJB2, whose product is annotated as DnaJ heat shock protein family (Hsp40) member B2. Gene Ontology annotation, cellular component: endoplasmic reticulum membrane; cytosol. Gene Ontology annotation, biological process: positive regulation of proteasomal ubiquitin-dependent protein catabolic process; protein refolding. The transcript has 9 exons. The coding region runs from base 136 to 1146 and encodes 336 amino acids. The record is from RefSeq and is a predicted model, not a curated record. Gene Ontology annotation, molecular function: Hsp70 protein binding; ATPase activator activity. NCBI's taxonomy places the organism in Eukaryota, Metazoa, Chordata, Aves, Piciformes, Lybiidae.
CCCUCGGAACCCGCCUCCAGGCCCCGCCGCGGCCCGGGCGUGGGGGGGGGACGCGCGACACCGGCCGGGCGGCCCGGGGCGGGCGGGGAGGGCUCAGCGGCGGCACUCAGUGACCGCGCGGGACAGCCGCACGCCAUGGUGGACUACUACGAAGCGUUGGGGGUGAGCCGCAGUGCCACCGCCGACGACAUCAAGAAGGCGUACAGGAAGGCUGCGCUGAAAUGGCACCCAGAUAAAAACCCGGACAAUAAGGAGUACGCGGAGCAGAGGUUCAAGGAGAUCGCUGAGGCGUAUGAAGUGCUGUCAGACAAGCAGAAGCGUGAUGUCUAUGACCGUUACGGCAAGGAUGGACUCAUGGGCACAGCAGGACCAGGGGGCUCCAGGGCUGAUGCUGGGGCCCCAGGAUUCACCUUCACCUUCCGCAGCGCUCACGAUGUCUUCCGGGAGUUCUUUGGUGGGCGAGACCCCUUUGCUGAUUUCUUUGAUGAGAUGCUGCCCUUCUCCGAGCUGCGAGGACCUGGCACUCGGCACCACGGGGGAGGUCACUUCUUUUCCCCCUUCCCAGGAUCCUCAGAUUUCUUCACCUCCUCCUUCAGCUCCGGUGCCGAUGCGGGGCUGGGCUUCCGCUCUGUCUCCACCUCCACCACCUUCGUUAACGGCAAGCGCAUCACGACCAAACGGAUUAUCGAGAAUGGGCGGGAGCGGGUGGAAGUGGAGGAGAACGGGGAGCUGAAGUCGAUCCACAUUGAUGGCAUCCCUGACGAUAUGGCACUGGGGUUGGAGCUGAGCCGCCGGGAGCAGCAAGCCUUCCCUAGCCCACGGCCUGCCUCGCCCCCACCACCUGCCCCGCACCGGCCCCCAAGCUCCUCGCCCGUCUGCCUCUACACAGACAGUGAGGAUGAGGAUGAGGACUUGCAGCUGGCUAUGGCCUACAGCCUCUCGGAAAUGGAGGCUGCAGGGCACCACCAAGCAGGUGGGCAUGGCCCUAGCACCCCACCGGCACCAGGGGGCACCCCGUCCUCCACCCGCAGAGCCCACGAUCCCUGGGGAGGGCCAGGACAGGAGCUGCUGGGAGCUAGCAGCACAGCUGCAGCUGGGCAUGAACCUGCCCCCAAAGUGAAGCAGUGGCACUGUCCUCUGCUCUGAGCAUGAGACUGUGGUUGUGCUCCCACCUUGUGGGGCAGGCAGAGGAAAGGAGGGUGGGCUCUCAGUGCCUGGAGCUCAGCUCCUGCCUCCCCAUGCAAGGAAAAGGGGUCCCUCCUGUCCUACUUCCUUGCUGCUCUGGUGGGUGGACAACUGGUGGCAUCCCAGGGUGGGGGGAUUGCCAGAGUUUAGUGUUGUGACUGGAAGAGGGGCCCUUGGUGGAGUCCCAGGAAAAGUGGAACUUCCUGCCUUGGCUCCUGGGAGCACGAGGUGCCCGCUGGCAGGCGUGCUCCAGCUCUGCCUGCUCCUCUCUCCCUGUCUGCCUUGCAGAUGGGCAAGGGCUACGACCAGUGCCUCCCUGAUUGCUGCCUGCCCCUGCCUGGGCUGGGGAGUACCGGGUCGGGCUCUCCCUCUUUGCAAGGAUGUGUGCACAUGUGGGCUCUGCUUGGUACCUUGUGUGUGUCUCUCCCUUCUGGAUGCUGUCGCUCCUGCUUGUAGCCCCUCCUCUGUCUCCCUGUUUGCAGACCGUGCCCCUUCCCUGCACCUUGCACACCCUGCAGGGCAAUGUCACCAACCCUCACCGCCGCUUUGACCUGGGGGUGCUGUCCCUCCCUGCUUCCCGCUCCAGCUGAGACCCUCGGUGAUGCUCAUAGAUGUUCACCAUGGCCUGUGGCUGUCUUCCUUCUAGGACCUCCCUCCCUCCUUGCCCCCGUCCAGCACUGAGCCGAGGAGGGUUUCAUGGGUGCUGUUGUGUGUCCCCUCCGCUUGUCUCCCCAGGUGUGUUCUGAGGCUGCUGCGCCCGGGGACUGCGCACGCCCGCUCGCCCACGGAGGCUCUCCCAGCCAGGACUCUGCUUUGUCCCUGCACGGCCACUCCCUGCCACCCCCUUCCCCCAGCACCCUUUGGCUCCGUGGGAUGCAGUGGGGAGGGGUUGUGGGGAUGCUUGACAGGGCUUAUGGCUGGGGUGAAGAUACCUUUGGCCCCAUGAGGUGGUGGGGAGGGUGGCGAUGGGGGAACUGGAGGGGAGGGGGUGACGGAUGGGUGCUGUAGAUUAGGCUAGCUGGGGGUGCUGGUGGCAGGCAGCAAGGGGCAGCAUGGCUGGGCUCAGCCAGCAGGGCUGGGCUCUGCCCCGCUCCUUGCUGUAGCCCCCAUUCCCUGACCCUUUUCUGCUGACAGCCAUCAAUAAACUUGUUUGCAGUA